GAUAGCUUCCUCACAUGUAUUUGUCUAAAUUUAAUUUUUGGUCAAAAAAUUACAUCAUCCAUAUAUCCAUAUCCAUAUUUGGGAUAAAAAGAAAAGAAAAAGUACCAAGCCCGAUCCAAUUCAUUUUGUGAAGGCCCAUCACUUGUUAAAACCCUAAUAAUCAAAACCGAUAAGCAGCCGCUGAUUUCUCUUUGCCCUUUUGUAUCCGAAACCAUUUCGGAAAGACGAACACGCACUGAACUUCACUCACCGGAAAACAACAAAAGCUGGCCGAUAACGUCAUCGGAGUUGUUAGCCGACCACCAGAGACACUCACUAAGGAGAUUGGUUUUCCUGAAUUUGCAAUAUGACGUCAUUUCUGAAGCCUGAGAAUGCCCUUAAAAGGGCUGAAGAGUUAAUCAAUGUUGGGCAGAAGCAGGAUGCUCUUCAGACCCUGCACGAUCUUAUUACUUCGAAAAGAUACAGAGCAUGGCAGAAAACACUUGAACGGAUCAUGUUUAAGUAUGUAGAGCUGUGUGUAGACAUGAGGAAAGGACGGUUUGCUAAAGACGGGCUAAUUCAAUAUCGAAUCAUUUGUCAGCAAGUUAAUGUUAGUUCACUGGAGGAGGUGAUUAAGCAUUUCAUGCACCUGUCAACAGAGAAAGCUGAACAAGCUCGUAACCAGGCUCAGGAAUUAGAAGAAGCCCUUGAUGUUGAUGACUUAGAGGCAGAUAAAAGGCCAGAGGACUUGAUGCUGAGCUAUGUCAGUGGUGAGAAAGGAAAGGAUAGAUCUGAUCGGGAGCUUGUUACCCCAUGGUUUAAAUUUCUAUGGGAAACUUACAGAACAGUGCUUGAAAUAUUGCGGAACAACUCCAAAUUGGAAGCCCUUUAUGCUAUGACAGCCCAUCGAGCUUUCCAGUUUUGUAAGCAGUAUAAACGAACUACAGAGUUUCGAAGACUUUGCGAAAUCAUUAGAAACCAUUUGGCUAAUCUUAACAAAUAUCGGGACCAACGAGACCGACCUGAUCUUUCUGCUCCUGAAAGCUUGCAACUGUACCUUGAUACAAGAUUUGAGCAGCUGAAAAUUGCCACUGAGCUUGAACUGUGGCAGGAAGCCUUUAGAUCUGUUGAAGAUAUACAUGGGUUGAUGUGCAUGGUCAAGAAAACUCCGAAACCAUCCUUGAUGACGGUUUACUAUGUUAAGUUGACUGAAAUAUUUUGGAUAUCUUCAAGUCAUUUAUAUCAUGCAUAUGCAUGGUUCAAGCUCUUUUUGUUACAAAAAAGUUUCAACAAAAAUCUGAGUCAGAAGGAUCUCCAGUUAAUAGCUUCAUCUGUUGUUUUAGCUGCACUUUCAGUGCCUCCUCAUGAUCGCACUUACAGUGCAUCUCAUUUAGAGCUAGAGCAUGAAAAGGAGCGGAAUUUGAGGAUGGCUAAUCUUAUAGGCUUUAAUCUUGAAACUAAGCCUGAGAGCAGAGAAAUGCUCUCAAGGUCAUCACUUCUCGCUGAACUGGCAUCAAAGGGUGUGAUGUCUUGUGUUUCACAAGAAGUGAAAGACAUUUACUAUCUUUUGGAACAUGAAUUUCUACCCUCGGAUCUUGCACUAAAAGUACUACCCUUGCUAAAUAAAAUUUCAAAAUUAGGGGGUAAGUUUACCUUUGCUUCAUCAGUUCCAGAGGUGCAAUUUUCGCAGUAUGUCCCAGCACUUGAAAAGUUAGCUACCUUGAGGUUACUACAACAGGUGUCUAAUGUGUACCAAACAAUGAAGAUUGAUAACCUUGCUGGGUUGAUCCCUUUCUUUGAUUUUUCCGUUGUGGAAAAGAUUUCUGUCGAUGCUGUUAAGCAGAAAUUUCUAUCAAUGAAAGUCGACCACAUGAAAAAUGUUGUUAUUUUCUGUAAGACGAGUCUUGAGGCUGAUGGCUUGAAGGAUCACUUGGCUAGUUUUGCUGAACAAUUGAAUAAGGCAAGGCAAUUGAUUUGUCCUCCUGAUAGGAAACAAUCAAAACUUGGAGCCUUGCUCCCGACCUUGUCUGAGGUUGUGGCCAAAGAACACAAGAGGCUCCUUGCUCGGAAAUCAAUUAUUGAAAAGAGGAAAGAGGAACAAGAACGACAGCUUCUUGAAAUGGAACGCGAGGAGGAGUCGAAGAAGUUAAGACUGCAGAAAGUUAAUGACGAAGCCGAGAAAAUACGACUUGAAAAAGAGUCUGAGUUGAGGCGAAAGCAAAGGAUCCAAAGGGAAAUGGAGGAAAAAGAAAAGGAAGAAGCACGGCUUUUACUUGAGGAACAUGAAAAGCGUUUUAAGUUAAAGGGUAAAAAGGCCCCCCCCAUAGAUAAGGCCAACCUUUCUAGGCAGACCUUGUUACAGAUAAGUUUGAUUGAACAACAAAAACAGAGACAAGAUAUUGAGAAGAAACUGCAGAAAUUAGCUAAAACCAUGGAUCAUUUGGAAAGAGCAAAGAGAGAAGAGGCUGCUCCACUUAUUGAAGCUGCAUAUCAACAGCGCCUAGUGGAAGAGAGGAUUCUUCAUGAGCGUGAACAGCAAAUGGAGGUUGAACUGAGCAAACAACGUCAUGCUGGAGAUCUCCAUGAGAAGGAGAGGCUUAGUCGAAUGAUGGGCAAUAAAGAGAUAUAUCAAGAGAAAGUUGUCAGUCAUCGCCAAGCAGAAACUGAUAGACUUAAGAAAGAAAGGGAGGAUCGCAUCUCUAGGAUUUUACAAUCCAGAAAACAGGAGAGGGAAAAGAUGAGGAAGUUGAAGUAUUUUCUUCAGGUUGAAGAAGAGAGACGACAAAAAUUGCGUGAGGCAGAAGAAGCUCAGAAGCGUCAAGAGGCAGAGAGAAAAAAGAAGGAACAGCUUGAACACCAAGCAAAAUUGGAUGCGAUAGCUGAAAAGCAGAAGCAAAGGGAAAGAGAAAUUGAAGAAAAGGCUGAGAGGGAAAAGAGGGAAGCAUUGUUGGGCAGACCUACUGAACCUGCUCUGAGACCUUAUGAGCCUCCUGCCCGUCCAUUGGAGUCUGGUGCUGCUCCUGCUGCAGCUGCUGCAUCCUCAGCUCCAGGGAAAUAUGUUCCCAAGUUCCGGCGAGGAGGUGCUGAUACCACAAGAGCUCCUCCUCCAGAAGCAGAUCGUUGGGGCAACAGUAGCAGCAAGCCAGAUGGUGACAGGUGGGACCGCAACUCUUCAUUUGGUUCUGGCGGGGGUAGGUCAUCUACAACUUGGUCAUCUUCCAGGGUUUCGCGUGAUCGUCAUUGAUAUUCUGCUGGUAUUGUGCUGGUUUUUCUGAUUUUUGCCUGAGUUCUAUGUACUCUCCACAGUCUGAGCUCUCGAAUUGUUUUUGAUACUCGUUCUCAUUUAUUAUCUUCCAAUGUUUAUGAACUCCUUGGUUUUGGUGAAGAACAUGCCUACAAAAUGUUCUAUUGAUGAUCUAGUGGGAUUAGAUAUGGUAAUCAAAAUUUCAUGUCAGGCUAGUAUUGCCAACAUAUUUUUCUACUUAUUGCAGACCUGUUUUCAAUUUGUUUUUAUUGAAAAUAAAAAGGAUUUGCAGCCUA
Molecule: messenger RNA, 3519 nt
Organism: Trifolium pratense (red clover)
Lineage: Eukaryota; Viridiplantae; Streptophyta; Magnoliopsida; Fabales; Fabaceae
Product: eukaryotic translation initiation factor 3 subunit A
Exons: 14
Coding region: 347-3223 (958 amino acids)
Biological process (GO): translation reinitiation; formation of cytoplasmic translation initiation complex
Cellular component (GO): multi-eIF complex; eukaryotic translation initiation factor 3 complex, eIF3m; eukaryotic translation initiation factor 3 complex, eIF3e
Molecular function (GO): mRNA binding; translation initiation factor activity
Source: RefSeq, a predicted model, not a curated record